GGGCAACCCUGGUUCAGUGGGUGUUGUGACAGCGUGAGUGUUGGUAUCACUGAAUUGUCUGCUAUCAUACGGCAUAUGGACAUCGGCUGCAUACAAAUUCUUCCCUGUUUACAUAAUUGUAACAAAAUGAUCACCGUAGAUUGAGCAGAAUGGAACCCCCUUCACCAAGUAAACAGUCCGCCCAAUGUGAAAGUGUAAAACCAAACUCUAGUGAGAACGAAGACAAGGAUGAGAAAAUCGAGGGAAAAGUAAACAAAGAGAAAAAUAAAGACACAGGAAAGGAAGAAAAUAAUAUUGUUAAAGAAUUGAAGAAAACUGAAGGUAUAAACGAAGGUAAGAAAAAAGACAAUGGAAGGCAAGUAAGUGAUAUGGUCGAAGAAUCGAAGAAAACAGCAGAAUUACACGAAGAGCAUAAGAGAGACAAUGGAAAGAAAGAAAGUGAUAGAACCGUGACUUUUAGCGACACUCAGAUAGAGAUAAGUGACACUGAAGACGAAGAUUUGACCUACACGAACGGCACUAAUCCGAGAAUAACGAUAAGUGAGCCCGUGAACAGCCCGAGCGAAGAGAAGAAACCCGCCGAAGAGCCUGCGAGGGCAAGAUGUCCUAUCUACUACGGCAUCAAGAGUUACAUCCACGACUUCUACGAUCCCCCAGACAGGGAAGUGUUCAAGAGUGGAGAAUACAUACAGGAGGACGACUUCCAGUUCCUCGUGGAGCCGGGCAAGCGUCGCUGGCGAGGUUGUUGGCUGAGAGUGGGCCUCUGGGUCGGGGUCAACCUCAUGUUGGUCGGGAUCAUCGCCAUGUUGGUCGGUCACCUGACUGCGCCAAGGGACACUGUGGUACAUCAGCAGGACCAUUACACUGUUCUAGACAGCUGGGCAGUAACCUACAACAACCGACUCAUCAUCUGUCAGCUGGCAGGUCUGAUAGGCUUCACCAGCGGAGGGGUAAUUGUAAUGUUGGUACUCCUAGUCUCCAGCUACCAGCAGGACCAGGCCAGGAGCUACUACGUCAUGGCUGCUACGGUGGUUCCAGAGACGUUCGUCGGCAACCCCAUAGCAGGACCCAAGGAGGGUUGGGGGUCCCAUAGGAUCCCUCUGUCAGGCGUAGUCAGGGGAGUACAGCCGUGCUUCCAGGGCACAAACUAAAGCAUCGCACAUUGGAAACUAUGAAACUUUUGUAAACUGUUUGAAAAUGAUUUACAGGAUAUUUAAUUAUUCAAAAGAGAGCCAAACAUGUUGGUAGAAAAUUUGGUCUAUAGUAGAUUGGAUAUAUACUUCAAUAUCCAAUAGUCGAUGGUUAUAUAUAAAUUAAUCUAAAAAGGCUGAAUUGUGAUUCCAAAGAUAUUGAUUACGGCUGCAUAAUUUAGGAAACAUGUAUCACUGCAGUUGUUUAUCGUUCUGUCAGUCGUCAUGCGAUUUAUUCUAACUGGAUUUGACAAACUUUGAAAUUUUGUACCUUGGAAAAUACGAAAUAAAACUGCUUGAGAAACUUAUAUGAAUUUCUCUAGAGUUAAAUUAUUUUUUAAGGUUACGGUUAAACAAACUUUUCUUACAACUUGAGUCGUAAAAAAAUAAAUAAAACUGCAUUAAAUAUAAUAUGAGUGGGCUAUUACUAUACUAUUUAAAAACAAUAUAAAAUAAACUACUUUAUUAACGGGUGUUAUCUAAAAUAUAUAUCUUGUGUGUAAUAUUUACAACCAUUGGUUAGCAAUCAGAAAAUAAACCAAAAAAUCACAAAUUGAAGAGUAAUUUUCUUUACAAUUAUUAGCGCAAUGGUUUCACUUGAAGGAUUUUAUAUAUUUGUAUGACUACUACUUUUAAGAGUGAUUUUAGUUUAUUGCUUUUGUUGAUGUUUUUGUGACGUAAUUCUAUAAAAAAAAUCUUAAUAAUAUAGACGCAACCUUGACGAAAAAUAAAUAAUAUUUGGAAAUUUUUAUUAUUCGUCAUAGUAUUACAUUUUUUAUCGGAUAAUGUUUCUGCACUUCAGACAAUAUUUGUAUAUACAAUCAACAUUGUUCUUUUACGACUACAAUCAUGAUCAUUGUUUACCGUUUGAAGGUAAUAUAGUAUUAUUUAACAAUUUGUCACUAGACAUUACCAAAGACUUUGUUACGGUGUGAAAAUUGUUGGUACGUUCUUAUUGUUUUUACCUGCCAAUUCGUAUAGAUCUGUUCGGAUAACUAAAGUAUCACCAACAUAUCAAUGUUGAAUGUUUCCUAACAAUAUUUCUUUUAGCUAUGCGUUAUCUGUCGUCUCGUGUACAACGAACAAAUCGUUUGAAUUUGCACUUUCGUAAAUGAUUAUAAUAUUUGAGGCGAGUCGCUUUCUUCUGUAUCUUUGGCUGUAUUUUCCAUCUGCAUUGUUGUUAUCUUGACUGACUUGUUGCUGUUAAAACUGCUGAUGUUGUUAUUAUAAGUGUUAGCUUACUAGUUGUUUUGGCUCAUAGAUGUCAGAUCAAUAUUUAGAUGUUUCCAAUCAUUUGUUAGAUUAGUGUUUCGGAAAAUAAUGACUGAAUGUAACAUUUUUAUGUUUAAAAGUGAUAUAUUUUUGUUCGAUGUAAAUACAAAUUGCCUCUGAGACAAUUCGUCUGUGAUAUUUCAUAAAAAUACUUGAUUACUUUUUUAAUUUUUACCACGAAAUCAAAUCAUAAUAGAACAAAUAAAGCUAACGGAUGUUAUACAUAUAAUUAUUGUGAAAAAAAAGUUUCUAGAAUGAAAUAUAGGAUUCUAUAUUUUUAAUUUUGAAAUAGUCUUACCUUUUUAAUAUACUAUUAAAUUGUUGCAAUAUAUCUGUAUUAAAUUAAUGUUAUAGGUAUUUUCAUAGUUUAGGUUAUAUUUUCAUAAAGAUUAAAUGUGUCACAUUGAAUAUUGUGUGUAUUAAAUAUCUCUCUUUUAUUGUGUCUUACUAUAUAUAAAUUAAUUUAACAUAUUAUCAUAUCUGAUAUAAACUGUAAACUUGAGAUACUAUUAGAUAUAUUAAGGUUAAGUGUUUCAAUUUUUAAUAUUCUUCUUGAAUGUGUGUAGUUAAUAUUAUACUUGUUGGGAAGUUUUGACGUUGGAUUUAUUAAAUGUUGAAUUAAUUAUGUGUAAACGCAAAGGGGCUAACUCGUGUUUCAUGCAUAUUCACGAGGAUUCUUAGUGGAUUAGAAUCCCCACAUUGGUACUGUACGUGGAAAUGUUACUAUUUUUAUAAGAACAAAUUUACGGCACACAAAGUGUAAUUGCUUAUUGUAUACUUCUACUGAAUUAUUAUUUUGUUUUUUGGAUUUCGUGUUGAAAAUGUUAUGUCACGUCUGAAUUUUACAUGUGACGAUAAUGUUUUACCAUACGGAUAAUAUGUUAACAUGCUUACCAGGUCUAUCGUGAUAACACGCUGUUUUAAUAAUUUAUUAGCCAGACAAAGAUAAAUAGAAUAUGUUCAAGUAUAAAUUAAAUUGUAUGUUUUUAAAAUCAUAAGUGAGGUUAUAAAAUUUAGUGUAAACUCAAACAAACAAUAAUAUCUAGAGUUUAGUAUUUUCUGUAACCUAAACAGUAAAUCGUUUAAACUGUUGUUAAAAGCUCUAUAAUGGAGUUUUAAACACUCAUCAGAUUAAUAUUGGAUUACAUAGACUUGUCAGUAGACAUAUAGCUCGAAUAUAUAUAUUCAAAACAUAAUCACAUUAUUAUAAAAUCUUAAGUCAAAUGGCCUAAACUAAUGUGUAAUUAGUGUAAAAUAUCUUAUGCUAAUAAAACUAAACAUAUAA
This is a messenger RNA of Macrosteles quadrilineatus (aster leafhopper), 3747 nucleotides long. RefSeq lists its product as uncharacterized. The record is from RefSeq and is a predicted model, not a curated record. Gene Ontology annotation, biological process: nervous system development. Bases 150 to 1151 code for a protein of 333 amino acids. NCBI's taxonomy places the organism in Eukaryota, Metazoa, Arthropoda, Insecta, Hemiptera, Cicadellidae. Gene Ontology annotation, cellular component: neuron projection; neuronal cell body; transport vesicle. The transcript is spliced from 4 exons.